UGGUCACAUUGUCAUUCCAAUUCGAAUAUCUUAAUACAGUACCUAAUAGCAAUGAUAUUUGAAAUGUCGGUUGUACGGUAAAUCGGUUAGAAGAAAUUUUCAGAAACUUUUUCAGUUGUUUGUUUAUUUUAAUUAAGUUAUUCUAAAAUCUACGUACUUUUAAGAACUCUUUUCAACAGAAAAAUAACAAUACACAAGUAAAAGGUAUUUUUUUAAAAAUGGCCUUGAAUUUUCAAAAUCUUAAGUUUCCUUCCGACAUUCCUUUGGAAUACAUCGACAAUGCACAAAAUACGAUGUAUAAAAUGCAAGAACAUAUCGAAGGACGUGGUCCAAAAUAUCAAUGGAGCUUGAAUGAUUUUGAAUUAGGGGCUCCUCUUGGACGUGGAAAGUUUGGUCGAGUAUAUCUUGCUAGAGAAAAGAGUACUCGUUACAUGAUUGCCUUAAAAACUCUUUAUAAGGUUGAAUUAAUAAAAGGUCGUGUUGAGAAACAAGUUAUGCGUGAAAUAGAGAUACAAUCGCAUUUACGGCAUCCACACAUUCUGCAAUUAUUAACUUUCUUUCAUGAUCACAAACGAAUUUACUUAGUAUUAGAGUUUGCUGCGAGAGGAGAACUAUAUAAAGAAUUAAAGCGUCAACCUGGAGAAAGAUUUAACGAGCAUCUUUCGGCUAAGUAUACAUAUCAAGUAGCUGACGCUUUGGAAUAUUGCCAUAAAAAUAAUGUAAUCCAUAGAGAUAUAAAACCAGAAAAUUUAUUGCUCACAUAUAAUGGUGAUGUCAAAUUGGCAGAUUUUGGAUGGUCAGUUCAUGCGCCUUCGUCAAAACGGAAUACAUUAUGUGGGACAUUGGAUUAUUUACCUCCAGAAAUGGUAACUGGACAAACAUAUGAUAUAUACGUUGAUCAUUGGUGCCUUGGAAUACUCUGCUAUGAAUUUCUAGUAGGGAGACCGCCAUUCCUUAGCGAUUCUCAACAAGAAACAUAUGUAAAAAUAAAAACCUUAAAUAUCCAAUGGCCGGAACAAAUAACACCCGGUGCCAAAGAUCUUAUUUCAAAGUUAAUCAAAAAAAAAGGUUCAGAAAGAAUAUCACUGGCAGCUGUAAAGAAACAUUUUUGGAUACAAGAACAUAAGAAUAAUGCAUAAUGAUUUACACACGUUAUGUUUACGUAAAAUGAUAAAACGUCAUAUUGAACAUUACCUCGUGGUUCAAUUGAUACUCGUUUGUUAUGUUUCAUUUUAACCAAAUGUACAACUAUUUUUAUACAUAUCACCAAUCUAUAUAUAUUAGCAAAUUAAGUAUAAAUCAAAAUUAUUCCUAAAAAGUUUUAAUAUAAAAGGAUUAUUAGACACUAUAAUUAAACACAAAUAUAAAUUUUUACAUACAUGGUCUUUUUACAUAAUAAAAUUAUAACAUUCUCUUAUUAGUGCCAUACAAUUCGAUUUAUUAUUUUAUUGUUCGUAUUUUUAACGAGGGCACGAUGCAGGAAGUAGAUAAUAGUCUUUUAUGGCCAAUCUAAAUUAAUGCUUAUAACAUCCAAUGCAACAAUAUCUACUUCGAUAUU
Polistes dominula (European paper wasp) is the source of this 1558-nucleotide messenger RNA. RefSeq names its product aurora kinase B (gene aurB). Gene Ontology annotation, biological process: protein phosphorylation. Gene Ontology annotation, molecular function: ATP binding; protein kinase activity. Lineage: Eukaryota; Metazoa; Arthropoda; Insecta; Hymenoptera; Vespidae. The record is from RefSeq and is a predicted model, not a curated record.